Messenger RNA from Anastrepha obliqua, 2542 nucleotides. It is a transcript of the gene Rs1, whose product is annotated as probable ATP-dependent RNA helicase DDX27. The record is from RefSeq and is a predicted model, not a curated record. Gene Ontology annotation, molecular function: RNA helicase activity; ATP binding; nucleic acid binding. The coding region runs from base 123 to 2474 and encodes 783 amino acids. The transcript is spliced from 6 exons. NCBI's taxonomy places the organism in Eukaryota, Metazoa, Arthropoda, Insecta, Diptera, Tephritidae.
CACGGCCUUAAGAACAAACAGCUGUUCCACACGUGCGUGUUGUUGAGCGCAGAAGUUUGUUGAAAAUUUACAAAAGUUAGAAGAAUUAUAUUUCAAUCGCUAAUUUGGUUUAGUUGGCAGAAAUGGGUGCCACGAAGAAUAUUGACUUAAUUACAACUAUCGAAGAUGAUGCGGAGGUUGAAAACUUUUCUGAAGACUCCGAUGCAGAAGUGGAGUAUCAACCCACGAAAAUUCGUCACAAAAAAGAAGCCGAGUUUGAAAAAGGGUUUAAAUUUGUAUCAUCGGUAAAGGAGUACAACCAAGAUACCUGGGAUGACUUAAUGAAAUAUGUGAAGCGCAAGGCACGUACCAAGACUGAUGACAAAAUUGCAGCGCGUUUAAAAAAACGUGAAGCUGAAGGGAAACCAACAGAAGGCUCCGAUAUUGAAAAUGAAGAGGAGAUCCCUCUAUCUGACGACGAGUUGAAGCACGAUAAUUUGCGUCUUCGAGAGAAAAAAUUAAUCAAAAAGAAGAAAAAUAAAUCAGGAGAUAAUUCGGAUGAAGAAGAAGAGGGCGAAAAAAUGCAAUUCGACGAAGCAAUUGAGAGUAACGAAUCAAUUACAUCUUUUUAUCAGAUGAAUUUAUCACGCCCGCUUAUGCGAGCUAUCGGUGUACUGGGCUACAUCUAUCCAACGCCAAUACAGUCGUCUACAAUACCGAUCGCUUUGCUAGGUCGCGAUAUCUGUGGUUGUGCAGCCACUGGUACCGGUAAAACAGCGGCCUAUAUGUUGCCAACUUUGGAGCGUCUUUUAUAUAGACCAAUGAAUAGCAAAACUAUUACUCGCGUACUUGUACUGGUACCAACACGUGAGUUGGGCGCACAGGUUUAUCAGGUCACAAAGCAGUUGUGCCAAUUUACCACAAUUGAUGUGGGACUAGCAAUUGGUGGUUUGGAUGUAAAAGCGCAAGAAUUGGUGUUGCGGCAGAAUCCAGACAUAGUCAUAGCAACGCCAGGUCGUCUCAUCGAUCAUAUUAAGAACACUCCUAGUUUCAGCUUGGAUUCCAUUGAGGUGCUCAUUCUGGACGAAGCUGACCGGAUGUUGGAUGAAUAUUUUGCUGAACAAAUGAAAGAAAUUAUCAAUUCCUGCGCAAAGACACGACAGACCAUGUUGUUCUCGGCCACAAUGAGUGAACAAGUGAAAGAUUUGGCUGCUGUUUCCCUCAACAAGCCAGUUAAAGUAUUCGUCAACAAUAACCAACAAGUGGCAUUCAAUCUGCGUCAGGAAUUUAUACGCAUACGUGAAGAUAAAGAGGGUGACCGUGAGCCCAUAUUAGCCAGUUUGAUUUGUCGCACAUUCCACGAUCAUUGCAUGGUUUUUGUACAAACAAAGAAGCAAGCACAUCGUCUACACAUCCUGCUUGGCUUACUAGGCAUACGCGCUGGCGAAUUGCAUGGCAAUCUCACUCAACAACAACGUUUGGAGUCAUUGAAGAAAUUCAAGGAAGAACAAAUAGAUGUUCUUAUAGCGACUGAUGUGGCGGCGCGUGGUUUAGAUAUUGUAGGCGUGAAGACUGUCAUCAACUUCGUUAUGCCUAUCACAACGGAGCACUACAUUCAUCGAGUCGGCCGUACUGCACGUGCGGGACGCGCAGGUAUAUCCGUGUCACUGGCUGGCGAAAAAGAACGCAAAAUCGUUAAAGAUAUUAUCAAGAAUGCAGAAAACUCUGUGAAGAAUCGUAUUAUACCUCCGGAAAUAAUCGAGAAGUAUCGAAGGAAGUUGAACGCACUAGAGCCGGAAAUACAGAACAUCUUGGACGAAGAGCAAGCGGAACGCCAACUGGCUAAAAUGGAGCAGCAGCUUUCAAAAACGGAACGUAAAUUACAAGGCACCCAGGUAGAACAUCGUGAGUGGUUCCAAACGCGUAAGCAACGUGAAGAUGAAAAGGAGCGCCUAGCCAUUACACCUUCUGAGGAGAAUAAAAAAUCUGCUGGCACUUCAAAUAACAAAGGUGUUAAACGCAAACGUGUCGAAUAUGGUGGGGAGGGUGAAGAUGGACCGCCAGUGAAAGAGCUGGCUGCCAAGAAAAAGAAAAAGGAAGAACCGAAGAAAAAAUCUCCAGAACAGUUGGCAAAGGAACGUGUUAUUAAAGAGAUUGAAAAGGCGUCUUUGGUGCGUGCCAAAAUGUCAAAGCUGAAGAAACGGCCGGGUAAGCUAAACUCCGUGGCUGACGAGCAAACCAAGAAACAUGUCUCUGACUAUGGUAAGCUGAAGCCGAAGAGGCGUCACGGUCAAUCAGCGUUUACGAACGAUUUAACAGAUGUUAGUCGUAGCGGAGCAUUGCGUUUAAGAUCUGAGGCGAAUCGUCAUAAGAAGUUGUCGCAAAUUGCGAAAAAGAAGAAAAUUAGCAGCGUGAAGAUAGCCAAUAAAUCUGGCAAAAAUAAAUUUAACAAAGGGAAGAAUUUUGGUGGUCCACGUUUUACAAAGAAGAAAUAAAAAAUAAUUUAGUCUUGCGUUGUAUUUUCCUGUCUUGUCCUUGUAAAUAUAGAAAUGAUUUAUUCACA